Messenger RNA from Spirometra erinaceieuropaei, 7247 nucleotides. The record is from the annotation of a GenBank genome assembly. Lineage: Eukaryota; Metazoa; Platyhelminthes; Cestoda; Diphyllobothriidea; Diphyllobothriidae.
AUGUCUAUCGACAUGAAUCAGCAUCUAAAAGAAGGUAAGUAUAAAAGAAUUUCUUGUUGCCAAAGAGAAAAAGAUUUCAGCAAUUAACGUUGUGCGGUUAGUUUGCCGCAGUGACGCUUACCAAGCAAUAAUUGAGCCCCAAUUUACGUUAUUUUCGGUCGCUUUUACACCAAAACGAGUUCAUGGGGAAAUAUUAAACAGUUAAUUGUCUUUCAAAGCAUUAAAACUUUCUGUACACACUUUGAUAGAAGCGACAUCUAAAAGAUACAAAUAUAGGACAGAGUUCCCCGGGACAACCGAUGCCUCUUAUCAUACUUGGAGCUAUGUACAUCUCGCUGACAGUAAACAAAAUCCAUAGAUUUGUGGAGUUUGGUUUCUGUUUAAAUUGUAUCGUAUCUUCGCAGUGAUACUGAAAGAGGGGUGGCCGCUGAGUGGUACUAGUUGAUCGGGUUAAGUCGUUGUAUUUUAGUUAGAAGUUCCUUUGAUGGGCAGCAGUUAUCGUUGGGCCCAUCGAAUGCAACUGUGAUGUAAGUGUAGUGGACGGGACUGGAAGUGACUACGCAGGGCUCUGUACGUCGGCGCCAUAUUGAUUAAUCGAUUAACCGAGAUCUCAUCGGAGGCCCAGGCUGUAGUAAAUUCUCGGCAUGUUUUGUUUCCGAUGUGGGCAAAUAUUUUGGUGGCUGCAAAGUUAAACUCGUGAUCCAUUUCGUAGGUGUGGGCGGCUACUUGUGAUAAUGCGUCGCCUCGUCGCACAGCCAGGUUAUGUUCACGUAUGCACGAUCCGAGCAUGCGUUCAGUCACCUCCAGUCCUGCGCCCUCGGUCGAUAAUUGGCCGAUAACUUUCGCUUAUUCUGUUGCUGCUACUACCUCUGGCGAUGGACUCUUGUACGAGUCUGAAAGCUCAGGACAAAAAACAAGGUGUUCCGGUGCUCGACUCUUUUUCUGCACUUAAGCAUACACCUGGAACUUCACAGUUUACCUUCAUUCGUGAAACAUCAAUAUUCCUGAUGUUUCCACCAAUCACAUGAAACUGUGAUGUGAGUGUAGUGGCCAUCGGUGUUCCACGAAGAGAAACUUCUAUCCAAGUGCAAACGCAUCUUGAGCUCCUGAACCUUAUCUACCCAUUCGUCAUUCCUUCUUUCUAGGUGAUCCCGAGCCCACCGUUAAUCCGGAAAAUAUCACACUCUAUGAGAUGCACUUCUGCCCCUUCUGCCAACGCGUUCGAUACACUCUGGAUUAUCAUCAAAUACCGUAAGACACAAGACUAAACUUUUUGAGUUAUAUUUUAAUCAUCUGCAUUGUAGAAACUUCACAUUGACCCAACUGUGAAAAACUCGGCACCUCGGUGGGAUUCGAACCCACGCAGUAAGGGGAAGGCUUUAGUACAGCCAACGCUCUAACCACAUUAGCUAUGAGUUGGGUCAAUAUGAAUUAUUCAAACUCUGCCAAACAUCUAUGAAUGUACGCAAUAUUUCAUGUAGGAGUUUUCAGCCAGGCGAUGCAUACAAUGAAUUUUAUUAUUGAGACGAUGAAAUAGUUUUUUUGAAUUUGAGCAGCCGUCCUUGUCUUUUUUGAGGUUGCGAACCCUGAAAUAGAGUCUAGAUAGGCAGCGCAGGUGAAUGGCUCGUGUCACUUCAUAAGACGCAUAACCAGCCUUAAUUCCUUGCCGAUUCUUCCAACAUGAAAGAUGAGUUGUCGGCAGUUUGCAGUAAAGAGGAAGUAUUACUAUUCAUUCAGGCAAGUAGUAACCGGUCACAAAUGUGACUUAGGUCUAGGCAUGGGAAUGGAGACAGAGGCUACAAAUCAUUAUAAACCAUCUGGCGAACCUAAAACUAUCGCGGUGCACAAAAGUCCAUGGCUUGAAAGGUUGCCAACUGACGCGAUAAUCUGCAACUCACAAUCACUCCAGUGUGCGUUUGUUUAGAGUGGCUAACUGGUGGUCUGCAAUGACUCCUUCGAGAUGUGACCUUUAUGGCUCUCCAACCUAAUAGUAUCCGAAAGAGGUGUGGUGACUCGCCUAGGGACGGCUUCGGUUCCGCCAGAUACCCGCCUCUCUCCUGCCUCCAAUCUUUCUAAUUGAAUUUUCACACUUGGCACAGAUGGGUGAUGAGAAUAGGGUGCGGAAUGCUGUGCAGGCCUACUAUCAUUCUUGCAGGAAUCGCGCGAAAUUUCCUGUGGAGCCAACAGAAGACAUAAUCGAUCACGAUGGUCAAAUUGUAUGUGUCCUGCAUUAAGAUGUUCUUCAGACCCCUCAAAGAUUAUUUUUGUAAGUACAGUAGAUGAGCUUACUCAUGAAAUGUCAACCAAAACUUCGAAAUGCGUUCUCCCUUCAAAAAGAUUAAUCAAUAAAAGUUGUAAAACUAAUCACAAUGCAGCAUAAUUCUAUAAUUAUUCAGUUACCUCAGCGUAACUUCUUUUUAAUGAACGUAUUUCCGACUGCGUGUAAGAACUGCGCUCUACAAAAAAUGUCUACUCAGGGAGCAUGCGAUUUCCUCAUUGAAUUUUGAUGCCCUUUAAAAUUAAAUUUUAUUUCACGAAAAAAUGCACAAAAUGUGUACUCUUCUGUUUAUUUAAUAGAAAAUAACGUAUUCUUUCAAGUUCAUGCUCGAAGAAGGAGUAUAAUUUGGUUUCAAUGAAAUCUCUAAUUGUGAAACCGUAUAAUACCGCGAAAUGGCCAUUCACAAAACGUCGUGUGUCUGCAUUUACCAAUGUGGCUUCUAAAGUUAACAAUAUGGAACGAGUCCACUGCUAAGUUUUAUGAACCCUAUAUAGUCUCCACCUAAUGCCGUGGAGAAAUGAGUGCUUUUGCGUAUGCAAAAAAUAUGCGGUUGUAGUUUUGAAGCCCGUUAUCCAAAUGUAGCGGUAGAGCGCUGUCAACUUUAUUCGGGAAUCGAAAAAGUUGUUUAAAACCGAAUCAUUCCAUUUCUUCGAGCAUAAAGUUAGAAGAAUACGUCGUUAUCUACUGAAAGAGCAAAAUAAUGAGUAUUUUAUGCAUGUUUUCCAUGAAAUAUAAUUGGAAAUUUUUGGGCAUCGAAAAUCAGUGAGAAAAAUUGCAUGCUAUUUAAGUAGUCAAUUUUUACAGAGUGUAGAUCUCGCAUGCAGCCGAAAGGAGGUUCUUUCGAAAGCUGACACCCUAAGGUAACUGGUUCAUUAUAGAUGUAUGCUGCAUCAUGGUUAUUUUUACAACACUACUUAAUUCCUCUUUUCGAAACGAGGACGCAUGUCGAAAUUUUGGUUGACAUUUCAUGAGUUAGCACAUCUAAUGUAUCUAUCUAAGAAUUCCUUAAUUGUCUCUUAUCUGAUAACGCCAAAAUCACAAUUUGCCCAUUCUCUUAGUGACCCAAAUGAAAUCGACGUAAUUCCCUAGGUGUGGUGUAUUAGGCAUCUUCUGUAAACUGAUAUUAAAUCUGCCAAAUUAUUGGGAGUCAGCGGGAAUAUGUGCAGCAGAGGGUUUUGACGAACAGCUGCUUAGUUGAGCUUCUCUCCUCCGUGGAAUGCCACUGGACUACAAAUGAACGCUAACCGCUGUCGUCUGCCUCAUCUGAGAACGUUCACAUUAUCGACACCUUUUGGAGUCCCCAGUAUCUCAAAGCUUGACUCUGUCGUGAGACGUCGACAAAAAAGACCGCCAUGGAAAAGAACUGGGCAACAACUGCGCCUCCAAACGCAAAGGGCAUUUUUAAGCGUCGCUCUGUGUGCGGUGUGUGUGUAUGUGGUUUUGCGUACACGGAAAAUAUACGGCUUGUAGUUUUGAAACCCCGAAUGCAAGUAUAACAGCAGGUCGAGUUCAAAAUUAUUCGGGAAUAAGAAAAGUUUUUUAAAACCGAAUUAUACCCUUCUUGCGAUACUAAAACUGGAACGAAAUGUGAUUUUCUACCGCAUAAGUAAAAUGAUAGAUACUUUAAUGCAUGUUUUUCACUGAAUUUUCAAGGACGUCUAAAAUCGAUGAAAAAAGUGAAUUCAAAUUAAAUAUUCAUUUGUGCAGAGUAUGGUUUUUACAUGCAGUCAAAAAUAAAUUCAGUUGAAAGCCGGCACGCUGAGGUAACUGGAUUAUUAUAGAAUUAUGCUGCAUAAUGAUAAGUUUUGCAACACUUCUUAAUUAAUCUUUUCGAAAGGAGACAGCAUUUCGAAGUUUCGGUUGACAUUUUAUGAGUAAGCCUGCUUACUGUAAUUGUUUGUUUCUUCCGUAUCUCGAUGUUGAGUGUCCAUUAAAUUGUUUGCUUAAUAGAACAUACUGUGAUUGUUUACUACCAGGUAUGACCGCAUAUUAAUCAACUUGAGCUCAAAGCCCAGUUGGUAUCUACGGCUGAACCCGUCGGGAAAGGUUCCGUUGCUGCUGCAUCGAGGUGAGAAAAUGGUUGAGUCGGAUGUUAUCAUGAAGUAUGUCGACCAAAUCAAGGGUCCCGAAACUUCUCUACUGAGCAUUUGCGGCGAGGGAGGUUUUAAGGAGUCGUUGGACUUAUCGUCUGCCGUGAGUCUAAUGACCUUAGAGCAGUUCAUGCAGGCUGAAAAGUGAAAGCGUUUUUCGAUUUAUAGGCUUUAAGUAGUCUAGAUGAUAUUUCCUUUUAAUUAAGUUUUAGUAUCCUUUUAGUUUUUGAGUAGUUGCGUUAUCGUCGUCAUCACAAAAAUGCAUCAUCGGCAGGAAUAUUGCUCCCAUACAGGAUUGUAAUAACAGUAUUAGUGUUUAUUCCUGUCUCUGCACCCAAGCAAUCACUAUAUUUAUAACCGAAAAUACGAUAAAAAUGACCACCGCGAUCGCAAUCAUCUUGUCUUGUGAGGACCCUUGUGCGGGCUGAUGGGAAAUCUGAGCUCUUCGAUGUGCCUUGUAGAUCAAGGCUUAUCAGCUAUAUGACCUCAUGAACUUGGAAAGAUUGAUUGUAGAGCAAACACGGAUCGCAAUUCUUGAUUGCCUGUUUGAAUUGGUUUUACUAACAGAUCCAGCAAAUUUCAGCCGUGGCCAUAAGAAGUGCCAUUUCAUAGGCCAACGCUUGGAGACUUAUAGAAGUUUAUUUUAUCAUUAAACUGCUGUUAGAUCGUCAUGUUCAGGCCUACAUAAGGUUAGUUGUAAGCAGGCAUGAAGUUUGUCGAUCAGUCAAAGGGGUGUCGAAGAAUCUUAACUUAGUGUUUAUGGUGAGGAAGGUCUUGAAAAUGUUUUGAAAUGGCCACCGUCCGUAAGUGUCCUGAUUAUUGCAGUGUUUGCUUAUGGUAUUUCACAUGGAGUAACGCGCGAUCGCCUCCUGGUUGAAGUAACUUUAAAUACUCUAUUUCAUUUGUGUAUGCACACACUCAUCACCUUAAUCACCCCAAGCAAUGACAGUGAUUUUAAUAAAACUGAUUAUAAUCUUUACUUCUACUACGCCAGUACCACCAGAACGACAACUGUCGUUUAUAUUACCUACCGCGAUGAUUGCGCUAAAACAAAAAAAUCAAUAAUUUACACCUGCGAUAACCACUACAAGAUCCUGGAAUACGGAAGAAAUAGAUUGUGCAGAUUUUCACAAAUCAGACACAGCUUAUAUUUAUAAUUCAACCUAUGCGGCACUCUGGACGAUGCGGCUAGUAAGUGAUCUAUUAAACCUCAGCUGCAAAACUAAGAAAUUCGCUCUUUUCUUACUGCCAGUCGCCCUGGUUAACUGGCAACAGCUUCAGCUAACAACACUCUGGUCAUUCGUCAGACACCCGCGAGGAAGACCGUUUGCACUUCCAUCCGCGAAGAAAUACUUUAAAAAAGUCUUUCUGCGAAAGUACCGACUGAAGCUUGUAGUUUGAACUGGAAAAUUGUCAGCGAAAGAUAACUCCUAAUGGUACUUGAAUUCACCUGCGCUGGGAGUUAAAGAUGUCUGGGUUAUUUACAAAUAUCUAAGUUUAUCGCCAGGGCGUUCACCCUGUCAUGGUACUUCAUGGUUCAGCAGGCUACCAUGUAGCAUUUACCAAUGCGAUUACACUUCCAUGGAAUUGCACUGUUACAUAAAACCGCCGUUAAGCGCAUAGAUAAAUCUAAUCGACAUUCUGCCCACGCACGCCAUUCAGAUUAUUGGUCCCCGCGUCAAACUGUGCUUCUCACCUGAUGCCACCAAGACUGACGCCGAUGCCUUCAAGGUCGCUCUGUCAAAUCUGGACAAAGCUAUUAAGGGUUCCUAUCUCCUGGGUGCGUCCGUCUACCUUCUAUUCAGUACUGUUUUGUGUCGAAACAGGCAUUCUUAUUCUCUUUAUUAGUCGAUAGCUUUUGCGCUAUGCGACCCGACUUGCCAUCUUGUUGCCAUUAGGUGACGCUCAUGGUGCUCGGUAAUAACUACUCUUUAUUCCGUUGCCCAAGAGGAUUUUUGGUUGGAUACCAGUGUCGCAACACUCCGUUACUUAUGCUAGUAUUAUUGCAGUUAGUUACCCAUACUGGAAGCGUUGGUAGAGUAGCACUGGCAGCCGUGGUGGCAGUGGUAAUAGUAGUAGUACUAAUAGUAGGAUUAUUAGUAGUAUUCGCCGUAUCAGUGGUGGUAGACGGGGGAAAAAGUUUUCUUCAGUGUUGCGACACUGUAUUCCCGCCAGUGGUAGUAGUAUUAGUAGUAACAGCGGUAGUAGUGGUAGUAGUAACAGUAGUAGUGGUGGUGGUAGUAGUAGUAGUAUUAGUGGUAGUAGUAGUAGUAGUGGUAGUCCGCCCGUAAGACAGGCUGGGGGGGGGAAUAGACAAUUCUAAGUGUUGCGACACUGUAUUCCCGCCGGAUUUUUGUGGAUACGACUGCAUCCCACAAAAACCUUUAUAUAUAGACAAAAUUACAGGUAUACGGCACGUUCCAUCUGGAAACAUAGUCCAGGAUUUUGCCUUAGCAUUUUUAUUUGUAAAGUUCUUGUUUUUUUGCCUAUUUUUCAUGGUGUUUACUUUCUUUGCCCAGCUCGUCUUCAUUCUAUAACCUAUCCCGCAGUCCAUUCAUGACGGUGUAUUUUAUGAAAAAAGGAAUGUCAACGGGUCUGACGGUUUUAAAUUUUUUUGCAAAGGGGAGAAAUUGAGUCUGGCUGAUUUGGCUCUGAUUCCUUUCCUCACUGCAUGGGGCUUCGUUAUGAACCGACUGCUUGUUGUGGACGACGCCUCCGGUGCCGGUGUCGAGACUGUCGCAUCUCAGUGGCCCAACGUGCUGAAGUAUCGUCAACUCAUGAACCAGAAGCCAUACAUCAUGAAGACCACCUUCUCGGAUGAUGAAUUUGCUAACUUCGCCGAUGCGUACGGCUUGAAGAAGCCGGCUGCAAACUCCUAG